Molecule: messenger RNA, 5103 nt
Organism: Engraulis encrasicolus (European anchovy)
Lineage: Eukaryota; Metazoa; Chordata; Actinopteri; Clupeiformes; Engraulidae
Gene: ncalda
Product: neurocalcin delta a
Exons: 4
Coding region: 530-1111 (193 amino acids)
Biological process (GO): calcium-mediated signaling
Molecular function (GO): calcium ion binding; tubulin binding; actin binding
Source: RefSeq, a predicted model, not a curated record
UGUUAAUUGAACACAUCACACUAAUCGUUUUGUUGAUAUGCGGCGUGAGCUUUCUCUGGACCACAUCGUGAUGUCUACGACUUGGUGACCUUUGUAUUAUGUUAUUGGCGCGUUAUCGAAUUAAAAAAAAGUCUGAUCGGAAAGCAAAUACACAGUUGACCAAAAAAAACACUUAGGAAGCAUUUUAGUCGCUAAACGCGGGUGAGAAUUCUAGUACUGCCGAGGACCGCGCUGUCUGGAGCUCAGUCUGGUAAUCUCAUGGCUAGUAACUAGAGCUCUACUACAACAGUUUUUCUCGCACAAUUUCAGAGAAAAGUUUCUGUGGCGGCUUUAUGCUCCUCCUUUUUAGGUUCCCAAUGGUACGUCAUCAGCAGCAAUGUCCCGUGGUAGCGUGUAUGCUUACGGAUGUGCACCGCUCACUCUCAAGAAGUAGAACUAACUGAGAAGUUCUUCGAAUAAACUUAUUCUCGACGCUGCAGCAAGUAAAAUCUAUGCGUGCCAUCAUCUAGGCGUUACACCAUCCGACAUCAUGGGGAAACAGAACAGUAAGCUGCGGCCGGAGGUCAUGCAAGAUCUCCUGGAAAGCACCGACUUCACGGAGCACGAGAUCCAGGAGUGGUACAAGGGCUUCCUGAGGGAUUGCCCCAGUGGAAAUCUGUCCAUGGAAGAGUUCAAGAAGAUCUACGGCAACUUUUUUCCGUACGGGGAUGCAUCAAAGUUUGCUGAGCACGUCUUUCGCACGUUUGACGCCAACGGCGACGGCACGAUAGACUUCCGGGAGUUCAUCAUCGCGCUGAGCGUGACGUCGCGCGGGAAGCUGGAGCAGAAGCUGAAAUGGGCAUUCAGCAUGUACGAUCUGGAUGGCAACGGCUACAUCAGCAAGUCUGAAAUGCUGGAGAUUGUACAGGCCAUCUACAAAAUGGUGUCCUCUGUACUGAAGAUGCCGGAAGAUGAGUCAACUCCAGAGAAGAGAACCGAGAAAAUCUUCAGACAGAUGGACUUAAAUCGAGAUGGCAAGCUGUCUUUGGAAGAGUUCAUCAAGGGAGCAAAAAGUGACCCGUCCAUUCUGCGCCUGUUGCAGUGUGAUCCCAGCAGUGCAGGCCAGUUCUGAUCCGGCGCCGCUGAGACUCUGACAACUAUUGCCUCAACUCACUUUUUCAAAGUAUUUGUACAUUUCAUUUCAGGGGGUGAUACUAAGAAGCUGGUUCAGUAGUAAACCGGGUUAAGUUAACCUUGUGGUAGAGGUAACUUAUCCAAUAGAAGUGCACGGAGUCCUUGUUUCCUUAAGUAAAUGAUGCCUGCAGGCUUUCCAUUUCCUGUAGGUUAGCUAAGCCUGGUUUAUCACUUAACCGUGUUCUUAGUAUACCCCCAGCUGGUAAAGAUGCUAUACAUCUUGUUGCCCCUCCAGUUUGUAUACAUGUGGGCUGAGGCCUUGGUGUGCAGGUUCUCUUCCCAUAUCGCAGCACUCAGGCGCAGACUUUUCUACUGACAAAGACAAAGCCUGAAGAUGUGCCGUUUGCCAAAACUAACUUGUUUACAUGUUGGAAUAGCAUUUUUAUGUGAAUGUGAAUCACAGUCAAAAGCACUGGUGAAGAGGAGGAUCAUCAAGAUUAGUUGCAACGUUAGCUUAAUUUUUGUUUUAGCUGUAAAUGUUAUGUAAAACGUUUUAGUAUUUUUUAAAAUGGUAACGUGGUAGUAUUAUCAGGAAAGGAAAUGUGUGCUUUGAAUCGUACACAGGGUUAUGAAGAGCCAUUUAUCAGAGAGGAGUUUGGGUGAAGUCCAAAAGAACAAAACAAAAUGUGUUGUAUUCCGUAUACUCCAAAGCCAUCUGUGAAGACAUCAGAGAGCAUUGUCCAACACAUGUCCCUUAAAUUAUGCCAGUGUUGUAGAAGCAGCAUUUUUUUUUACACAGAUCUCAAAAUCUUCAAAUAAGAUGUAAACAUCUUAUUAACCGCUUUAAAUUUCGCUGCCACUCUUUGGCUUCUUGAAUCACAGUGAAUGACUAAAUAAGCACUUGUAAUUUUAAACUGCAUUUAAUAAUAAUAACUUGGUUUUAUAUAGCGCCUUUCAAGGAACCCAAGGUCGCUUAAUUGCAAUUGUGGCAAAAUUUCAACAAAGCAAAACAUUUGUACAAUGCUGCAUGUAUUUCAUGCAAAACUCACGUCAUCUUGUCUAUAUUAUAUUCUAAAAUAUAAUGGAAGUUCUAAGGAGUUGUACACAAAAUGCUGUUUUUGCAUUGGGCAUCUUUUCUACUUAUACAAUACGUAACCACAAAUAAUGUGUUUCUGUACUUGCAGUGUAUUUUUGUGAAAACAAAAGAGGCACAAGAUUUUGAUGUUGACUCAUUUCAGGUUUAAAGGUAUAAACAGACAGCAACCGAUCAUAUGGGUGUUAGUGAUUUUUGUACUGCAGAUCAACUUACAGACACUCAAAAAGCUUUUUUUUUCUCAGAAAAAUGACCAAAAAUUACUAUUUUCCAUAGAUGAUUGCUGAAGAAUGGAAAAAGAUACAAAGGGCUUUUUUUGAAUGAAGGAAGAGCAUCUGAUCCCGCAUUUGCUAGGUUUUCCAUUGAGACAGACAUAGAACUUUUGACAAUUUCUGAAUUUUUCGUAAAUUUGCGCAAAUAUCUGAAUUGUAUACACAAAAGGAACAACCAAUGUGUUCACUAGAGCUUUUGAUCUAGAGCUUUGAACAGGGUUUAGAACAUCUAAAAUAACAAAUUACUAUUGGAAUGUUACAGUGGGCUUACUGUAUCCACAGUGGCUCAAGGCUUACCUCACUGCCAUUGGCCACGUUGACAUGAUGUGUUUAAUUCCGAAUUAAUAAUUCAGUGUUAAAUAGUUCCGUCAAGUUGACAUUGCACUUUAAUUUAAUUCCGAAUUAUGAAGUGUUCACAUGAGGUUUUCAAAACGGAAUUAAGUUUUUUUAGUUUAGAAUUAAAUUGAAUAUUAUUUUUAUUUUAGAAUUGGAUUGAAUGAAAAUUCUGAAUUAAAUGUAUCAUGCAACCGAGGCCAUUGUCUCUUUGAUCUAUCUUGUUCUGUUCAAGAACUGCACAAAACUGCGUAAAAACACUUUUGAAGAUAGAUAAAAUUAAGAAAUCCAUGACACAAUACGCAUUCAAAUUGUGGUGUGGUCAUGUCAUCUUUUGCUGCUCUCUGGUGUUUUCAUAUGUAUUUGGAAUAGUUCUGUCUGUAUGCAAACCAGGGGACAAUGAGUGACCACAGUGCCCCCAUUCAUAUGUGAUGCAUCCCUGCUGUGUAUGCUGUUCUUAUGCAAAUGCAGUUUUGUGUGAUGUUAAUGAAAUUCCCCUUCCACACCACCAUCCCAAAGCCCAGGCUAUUGUGUAUCAGGAAGACAAUUGUUGUAGGCCAGUCGCAGGGCCCAUGUUACAAAUCCUUUAUCCUUUAUAAAAAUUGUAUUGUAAUAUUUCAAGAAAACAUUCCAUCUCUCUCUCAAAUGACUCUUGUACUGCUCUAAGCUUACUGCAUGGGAUGAAUCUCAACGGUGCAAUCGCUUUCGCAUGGCUUUCUAUUUUUUUUAAAGUUUCCCCUUGAAUUGUAGGCAUCUUUUAUUAACUUCCAGAGUUGUGUACAGAGUCAGAGACUCCACAAAUAUAGCGUAGGCACUUCAGCUCAGUAUAUUGAUGCAACUGUUAAAACGUAUUGGACCAGUUAGAUGGGUUGGAUGACUUUGAGAUGGUGAAACAAGGAGGUGUCGUUAAACAGUGUAACGUUAGCCAUGAUAGCCCACACAGCAAGGCUAAAAUAGCUUGGUGAGCCAAUUUAAAUAGCUGCAAGCACAAUAAUACAGAAUGGAUGUAUUAGUAAUCAGCCGAGUAACAUUACCCCCAAACCCAAGGAAAAGGUCUGUAAUUUGCAUCGCAAUUGUGAAUGGGGCAAGCCCAAAAAAAGCUUUCUAGUCCCUGCUUUUAAGCUCUAGUGUUGAACAUACAGUUGUUGUAUGCAUAAGUAUGACUACAUUUUUCAAGUUAAAAGUAGUGAAACCACAGUACCCAAAUCACAAUGUGAUUUUCUAUUUCAUCUGUGUGUAAACCAGUGUUGGGGAUGAGACCGUUUAUAUCAAAGCUACAUCCGAAUGCCAUAGUAGGCACUGCCUCCAAACCAGUAGCUACCACUCGGCGUCCUGACCAGCAGUUUCUAUAUAGAAGCCAGCCAAUACUGAGCAAAACUUGGACACAUAAAGGCGCCAUCAUAUAAACGACUUUAAACUGGAUGGUCUUCAAGUUCCAGAAAAUUGCUGUUGGUAUGGAUCAGUUAAAAUACUAACCGUUAACUUGCCCGGAUAACUUAAAAUAUUUGAGUGGUCAAAUGAAAUGGUAAUGUGGAGUAACUUUAAAAGUAAUCACAGCAUGCUCAAGCCAUCCACAUUGUGUCUCUCUCGCAUUCAUCUUGUAUUGAUGUUUUAGCACAUAGUUUUGUUGGAAUUAAGUGGCUCCCAAACUUUUUCAGCAGGGACCCCUUUUUGGACUAUGAAUAUUUUCGCAACAUCCCCCCCUAGUAGGACAUUGGUGAUGUCAAAAGCUACCUAAUCCAUUUGUACGCUACUCAAUUUUAGGGUGAUUCCGAAUUACUGUCCUGUUUUCCAUAGAGGACACUAUUUUUCCAACGAGAAAUGAGCUAAUUUGCUAACCUCCUCCAAAUUUUGAUAAUUGAUACUACCUUUUUUGUUGCCUUCUUGAGAAAAUGUUACAGCUCAGCUGGAAGUGAUACUGAGACUGCAUGUUGUUCAUUGAAUUUGAUUAGCCCAUGAAAAUGUAACAAAUCUUUUGCAUACAACUCUCUUGUUGUCGGUUGUAGGUAUGUUAUUAUGAAGUAGACAUAAAGAAUGUUCUUUCUUGACUUGCUAUCAGUUUGAAGAGAAAGGGACCGAUCCUUAACUGCCAAGAUGUAAUGCAUUUCUGCUUUUUUUUCCUUGAAAUAAAUCAGUAGAACAGUUAUUUGUACCAAAUAUGAACAGUAUUAUAGAGCUGUACAUUAUAGUUUUUGUUGUACAGUAUGUUUAUAUUGUUAUAUUUUAUAGAGUCUGCAUUGUCCUUGGAUUUUAAACCUUGUUGUGAACAACCUGAUCAUUAAAUUUCUCAAC